Molecule: messenger RNA, 2814 nt
Organism: Cinclus cinclus
Lineage: Eukaryota; Metazoa; Chordata; Aves; Passeriformes; Cinclidae
Gene: CNNM1
Product: cyclin and CBS domain divalent metal cation transport mediator 1
Exons: 12
Coding region: 1-2814 (937 amino acids)
Biological process (GO): magnesium ion homeostasis; transport
Cellular component (GO): plasma membrane
Molecular function (GO): transmembrane transporter activity
Source: RefSeq, a predicted model, not a curated record
AUGGCGGCGGCGGCGGCGGGUCCGGGCCGCGGCGGCAGCUGGGGCCGGAGCCGGGGCGCCGUGCUGCUGCUCUUCUUCUCGCUGUCGCCGCGGCCGCCGGCCGGAGCCGCCUGGCUGCUGGGACUGCGGCCCGAGGACACGACGCCGGGCCGGGUGUCUCUGGAGGGCGGCGCGGUGCAGGCGGCGGAGGGCAGCCGCUUCCUCCUGCGCCUCUACUUCCAGCCGCCGCCCGAGGGCAACGGCAGCCGCGGGCCGGCGGGGGAGCGGGAGCCGCGGCUGGUCUUCAUCGAAGAGGCGGCGGCGGGGAGCACGGCGACGCGGGGCCCGGCGGAGCGGUGCCGGGAGCGCAGCGCCUGGGCCUCGGACGUGGAGGUGGUGGGGCCGCUGCGCUCGGGCGGCGCGGCGGGCUCGGCGCUGGCCGAGGUGCGGGUGCGGGAGCCGCGCAAGGGCGAGGCGGCGGCGGCGCCGGGCGGGCGGCUCUUCUCGCUGUGCGCCUGGGACGGGCGGGCCUGGGCGCACCACGGUGCGGCGGGAGGCUUCUUGCUGCGGGUGCAGCCGGCCGCCCCGCCGCUCGGCACUUGGCUGCUGCCGCUGCCGGAGGCGGGCUGGCUGCGGGCGCUGGGCGCCCUUCUGCUUCUGGGGCUGUCGGCGCUGUUCAGCGGGCUGCGCCUCUCGCUGCUGUCGCUGGACCCGCUGGAGCUCCGCGUCCUGCGCAACAGCGGCUCGGCCGCCGAGCGGGAGCAGGCGCGGCGGGUGCAGGCGGUGCGCGGCGGCGGCGGCACCUACCUGCUGUGCACGCUUCUGCUGGGGCAGGCGGGGGCCAACGCGGCGCUGGCCGGCUGGCUCUGCGCCUCCCUGCCCGGCGGCGGGCCGGCGGCGGCGGCCGGCGGGACGCGGGGAGCGCCCUGGCUGCCGGUGCUCUUGUGCACCGCCGCCGUCUUCCUGGGCGGCGAGGUGCUGCCCUACUCGGUGUGCUCGCGGCACGGGCUGGCCAUCGCCUCCCGCACGCUCUGCCUCACCCGGCUGCUGAUGCUGGCCACCUUCCCCCUCUGCUACCCGCUCAGCCGGUUGCUGGACUGGGCGCUGAGGCAGGAGCUCAGCGUCUUCUCUACGCGGGAGCGGCUGCUGGAGACGCUGCGCGCCGCUGGCCCCCACGGCGACCUGGUGCGGGAGGAGCUGGCCAUGGUGCAGGGCGCGCUGGAGCUGCGCACCAAGGUGGUGGAAGAUGUGCUGACACCGCUGGCCGACUGCUUCAUGCUCCGGGCCGAUGCUGUGCUGGACUUCGCCACCGUCUCUGAGAUCCUCCGAUCUGGCUACACCCGCAUCCCGGUCUAUGAGGGUGACCGGCGAGACAACAUUGUCGACCUGCUCUUUGUCAAAGACCUGGCCUUUGUCGACCCUGAUGACUGCACUCCCCUGCAGACUGUCACCCGCUUCUACCGCCGCCCGCUCCACUGCGUCUUCAAUGACACACGCCUCGACACGCUGCUUGAGGAGUUCAAGAAGGGAAAGUCCCACCUGGCCAUCGUGCAGCGGGUGAACAAUGAAGGGGAAGGUGACCCGUUCUACGAGGUGAUGGGCAUUGUCACCCUGGAAGAUGUCAUUGAGGAGAUCAUCAAGUCCGAGAUCCUGGAUGAGACGGAUCUGUACACUGACAAUCGGAAGAAGGAGCGGGUUCCCCACCGGGGACGCAAGCCCCAGGAUUUCUCCAUCUUCAGGCUCUCAGAAAGUGAGAUGAAGGUGAAGAUCUCCCCGCAGCUCCUCCUGGCUACCCACCGGUUCAUGGCAACAGAAGUGGAGCCUUUCAAGUCCCCCUACCUCUCUGAGAAGAUCCUGCUGCGCCUCUUGAAACACCCCAAUGUCAUCCAGGAGCUCAAGUAUGACCGAAAGAACAAGAAGGCAGCGGAGCAUUACCUCUACCAGCGCAACCGUCCUGUCGACUACUUUGUCCUCAUCUUGCAGGGGAAGGUGCAGGUGGAGGUCGGCAAGGAAGGGCUGCGGUUUGAGAAUGGGGCGUUCACCUACUAUGGUGUCCCUGCCAUCAUGGCUGUCGUCUCCUCAGAAAAUGAUGUGCGAAAAAUGGGAAGCCUGGCAGGAUCCUCCUUCCUACUGCCUGUCUCAGUGUCCCGUACUUUCGCCUUCAGCAGAGGGGACUCUCUGGCUGGCUCUCCAGUGAACAGGUCACCGUCGCGCUGCAGCGGCCUCAACCGCUCUGAGUCCCCCAACCGGGAGGACUAUGGAGGCAGCAGCACACAGCUCCACAGCAGCAGCAACAACAUCUACACGCCCGACUACUCUGUGCACAUCCUCUGCGACGUGCAGUUCGUCAAGGUGACCCGGCAGCAGUACCACAACGCACUGGUGGCCAGCCGGAUGGACAGCUCACCCCAGUCCCCCGACAUGGAGGCCUUCGACAGGGAUUCAACCAAGGCCUCAACUGCGCGGGGAACCCCACAGACACCCAAGGAGGACCCUGCCACCCUCCUGAAUGAGAAGAACAGCAUCAUCCGCAAUGAGGGGCUGCGCAGUCCCAGCGAGUCAGUGUUCCUGCGCAUGGAGGGCAUCCCCUUCAUCCAGGAGGAGCUGGCUGACAACGAGGAGAGCAGCAAUCGGCAGAACAGUGAGUGCUGCGGGACCGUCCAGGAAGCGGAGUCCCCGGGCAGAGAUGUCGGGACCAGCUCGUCACUGAGCAGCUCUGAGGAGACGCUGGGCAAGAGGCUGCUGAGAUCCCUCAGUGGGCGCAAGCAAAGGACAUCAUCGGAAGGUGAGAAGUCACCAGAGGAAAGCUCCAAUCUCGCCCCAUUAAUCACCUGA